CAUAAAGUACCACAUCAAUCUCUUUAUAAAGAAUCUAAAAUUAUCCGUCAUAAGAUAAGAUGAAUAUUAGAGAAUUCUUUCAUUGAAAUAAGUUUCCUACGGGGAAAUCAAUCCAACAUGAUGUAAUUAAUUAUAACUGAAUUACAGUUCAGACCUACAGGGCUAAUAACAACAUGAUACAGACACAACAAGGCAGACACGAACAAGAGUCCGAGCUGUGAACAUGAAGAGUAAAUAUCUACCAUAUCUGAUGAUAUCACAAAUUGCCAUAUUGUUUAUAGGGCUUCAAUUCAGCAAUUGUGAUGUAGAAUUACAUAAAUGUAAUGGUGUGAAAAUAAAGCUAAAACAUUGGGCCAGUGCUACAGUAAGCUGCGAAGGAAGAUGUGGAAGUCACAUAAAUGACACAAUAAUGUCGCUGUCAUGCUCAUGUGACAGAGACUGCAACAUGUACGACGAUUGCUGUGAAGACUUUAGGGAUAUGUGCCCAAAUUUAGCAAGAGGCCUAGAAGGAUUGGGACCAAGAUUCCAUUGUGGAAUGUCAUUAGGAGGAGGGAAACAUGUAUAUGUUAUCGCCACAUGCCCUAACGAUGGUACACUAGAUAAAAGUCUUCUGGACAAGUGUUUGAGUACAGAGAGCAAAAUUGGCUUGCUUACUACACCGGUUGUUGAUAGACAAACAGGGUACCACUACAGAAAUAUAUUCUGUGGAAUAUGUAAUAGGAUCAACUCAGAACAAAUGGUAGCAUGGACAAUAAACAUGGGUACUCCUGGACCAUUAGAUAUCAAAGAUAUGAUGUCAAUUCUAGACGUCGAACAAACAGGCCAAACUAUUCAGAUAACAUAUGAUCCAUAUGUAGUACCUGACUUUCCACCAAGGAUAUGUGCUUUAAAAUAUGAUUACUGCACAGGUGAAUGCCUUAAUGCAACAAUCGUUGAGAAGUGUACAGAAUCUGGAGGAAUGGUUGUUCAUAACAUAUGGGGAACUACUUUCAAGAAUAUAUACUGCGCACUUUGCUCCUCUGACGGAGUUCUUGCAGCAGGAGCAAGGAUCUUCAGUGGAUACCCACCUUCGAAUGGGUAUCCUUCAGUAAGGCAACCAUUUUACUCAUUCAAGCUACAGAUUGAUAUCAGAGAAGACCCUGGUUUUUAUCUUUCAACUGUUACACCAGGAGUCGGUUACCUGAACAGUGAACCAAUAAGAAGUAUCUGCAAGGUGAUAGAUAACCAUUGUUGUCUCAUUGAUUGUGGAGCCUCGGCAAUUGUCUCAACAAAUGGCGCUAGAUGUAAGCAAAGGAAAGACAAGUGGAUGGCAAAUGUGAACUUAACAAUUGCAAUGUAUAGUUUUACGAUUGGAAUCACUGGCUCACUGCAGGAGUAUCUUAACUACAAUGGUUUACAAGGAUCGGGAUAUAUUCAGAUCACUCACAGGGAAAGUUAUAAUCUCGGUUUUUUAUACAAACUAAGUCUAGUGCUCAUGUUUGAUCAAGACUACACAAAAGUCAAAAUGAACAAUAUCAUAAAUGAAACAUUUUCAAAUCUUGAUAAAUUCUACAUGAACAACACUAAAAUUGGAAUCUAUGUUAGCGACGUGACAUCAGUUGAGUUUGAGUAUAUUAUUGGUGAGGACGUCAUGACAACACAGAACAAAACACAGGAGAAUUGUGAUAUCAUGACAACACAGAAAAUAACACAUGAGAAUAUUGAUAUCAUGACAACACAUAAAACAGAAGAGGAAAAUGGUGUAAAUGUGACACAAGAGGACGCCAAAGGAUCAACGGUUAAAACCAGUGGUGCAAUAACAAACAAGAGUGGUCUUUUUGUUUGUCUCAUGUAUGCAUCUUUGAUUCAGUACAGAUGAGUUAUUAGACAUAUUAAUAACAAAUUACAUCAUUCACUAUACAGCUCAAUGGGAUAGAUUAAAAUACCUUCUCAAACUUAUUUCUUGGGUGAAAAUAAGGCUCUAAUUGGUGGUGUAAGUCAGAGAAGGAGGUACCAGUUGAGGUAAAUUUUAAAGAUUUGGAUAAUGAAGGAAGCAAAAUUGAAUUUCUUCUUAGGGGACAUACCUGUAAAAUUGUUAAA
Owenia fusiformis is the source of this 2079-nucleotide messenger RNA. Lineage: Eukaryota; Metazoa; Annelida; Polychaeta; Sabellida; Oweniidae. The record is from the annotation of a GenBank genome assembly.